Molecule: messenger RNA, 1020 nt
Organism: Closterium sp. NIES-65
Lineage: Eukaryota; Viridiplantae; Streptophyta; Zygnematophyceae; Desmidiales; Closteriaceae
Source: the annotation of a GenBank genome assembly
AUGGUGAAACGGCCCAAGACCGGCCAACAGGUGCGCGCGCCCCCUCGUGUUCCCCCGUUCCUAUCCCCCUUGCCCCCUUCACCCCUCCCCCCUCACCCCCAGUCUCCCUCUCCCCUUGUCCCAUCGAUUCCCCCACUCGUGUCCCUUCAGGAGUGCUUCUUCCGCCUGUUCGAGUCGGAAAUCCAUGCCACCAUCAUGGCCGUCGCAAAAGCAUUCGAUGCGUACAUGAGUUAUUGUUCAUGCCUGCGUGCUACCCAUUGCCCCCUCCUCCCACCCAGAAAAGGCCCUUCUUGCCUCUUGCUAUUCCCGUCCUCUCACUUUCCCCUUCACCCCAUUCCCUUCAAGCAUCCUCCAGACUCCACCAUGCUGGCGCACAUACAUCAUCUCUCUCCUCAGCACACGCCACGACUACGGGACUCCACUGUGCUGGCGCACAUCAUGUCUCUCCUCAACCCCCGCCACGACUAUGGCCUGCAGUUGUUUCUGUACUCCACCGUGCUGGCUCACAUCAUCUCCCUCCUCAACGCUCGCCACGACUACGGCCUGCAGCUCUUCCUGCUCUCCAUAGACGAAGGCAUCACGGGGUACAGAGACGACUCGCUAGAGACAGUCAAGCGGAACGAGAAGCAGUACGGCAUUCCUCUCACCAUCCUGUCAUACAAGGACCUGUACGGGUGGACCAUGGAUGAGAUUGUCGCAACGAUUGGCCGCAAGAACAACUGCACGUUCUGCGGGGUGUUCAGAAGACAGGCCUUAGACAGGGGAGCAGCCCUCCUGGGAGCGGACAAGCUGGUCACGGGGCACAAUGCAGACGAUUUCGCCGAGACAGUAUUGCUGAAUCUAUUGAGGGGGGACGUGGCGAGGCUCAGUCGCUGCGCUGCCAUCACCACGGGGGAGGACUCUGCCCUUCCCAGGAGCAAACCGUUCAAAUACACCUACGAGAAGGAGAUUGUCAUAUAUCCGCCCCCAAUGUUUUUUCGUGUUCAGUCUCUUUUACCCCUUGUACCCCGCACUCUCUAG